GCGUUUCGUCGGUGUUUGACGUCAUGUGGAAAGUAGCAAUGUCGGAGGAGGUUGGCAUGGCGGUACAAUCGGUGCUGGAGCGGGUGAACCAGGCUGCGGCGCGGCGGCCCAAGACGGUCCCGGCUGUUCCGCCUCGCCUCGUUGCUGUCAGCAAGACGAAACCCCCGGAGAUGAUCGUAGAGGCCUACAGACAAGGACAGCGCAACUUUGGAGAGAAUUAUGUCAACGAGCUCGUGGACAAAGCUUCAGAUUCUUUGAUUUCAGAAUCCUGUCCAGACAUCAAAUGGCAUUUUAUCGGCCAUCUACAGAAGAAUAACGUCAACAAACUUUUGAGUGUUCCCAAUCUGUUCCUCGUGGAGACGAUCGACUCGGCCAAACUGGCUGACAAGGUGGACAGCUCGUGGCAGCGCGUCCGGGGCGCCAGCAGCCAGAGGCUAAAAGUCAUGGUCCAGGUCAACACCAGCGGAGAGCAGAGCAAACACGGCCUGCCGCCGGAGGAGACGGUGGACACGGUCAAACACAUCCUGUCCCGGUGCCCCGCCCUGCACUUCUCAGGACUCAUGACCAUCGGGCGUUACGGCCACAACCUCACCCUGGGCUCCAACCCCGACUUUCAGUUGCUGCUGAGUCGGAGGCAGGAGGUGUGUGACAGUCUGAACAUGCCUCUGGAGGAGGUGGAGCUCAGCAUGGGCAUGUCCAACGACUUUGAGCACGCGAUCGAAGUCGGCUCCACCAACGUCAGAGUCGGCAGCAUCAUCUUCGGCAACAGGGAGUAUCCCAACAGCGCUGCGAACACUCCGAAUCCCAGUCCGCUCCCCAGUCCGGCCCCCAGUCCAGAGAAAACCUCCAAGACGGUGUCAGAAGAAGCUGCCAAGAAGAUGAAACAUCUCACCGUCUCUGAACACUAAGAGAUUAUUCAAGUACAUUCAUGACGAAAGGAUAAAAACCUCUUCAUAUGGAAAACUAACGUACACCCGGAGCUAGGAUGGCAAACGUCUUGGAAAUCUUUAUGGAAAUUCUCGUACUAAUGACUUUUGAUGUGCCCUUUUAGCUCUUUUGAACAUUAAAUUGACUUUGAGUUAGAAACUACUGUAGUUCUGCUGUUUUUAAACAGUAUUUUAGUGCUUUGACUUCCAACACAAAGCUUUUUAGUGAAACUUACUAGAGAGAAACUUCUGAUAAUACGACCUAAAAGAAUAGAAGUGGGGUUAUGUGGAGUGGUUAUUAGCAGUCAUCAUCUUACCUUCAGUAGUCAGUCGUUACUUUGGAGGAUUGAGGACAGAUCGUAGCAUCAUCAGCACCAGUUCGUGAAGGUCCUGGUUUUUCUUUGGAAGCCUGAAUUUUGUGAUUGCGCCAGUCAACCUGGCUCUGAUCAAACUGGUUAGAAAAAUAAAAAAACGUAAAUGCUGGAGACUCAUCGGCAUUUACAUUUGGACCUUUAAAGACAAAUCAGAGCUUUAUCGCCACCUGCUGGACUGGAGUGUGAAACCAGACUGUGUGCAGACGACCCUAAAGCCACUGAGAAGCAAACUGAACAAACUCAGGCAAAAUUCAAGGGUGAGAAUCUUUGAGCCUUUACGGUUGUGAAUCAGAGGCUGUGGUACGAUUAGAAAACAAUAAUAAUGCCUUUCAGUUUGCUUGAAUGUUUAUAUAAUUAACAGAUUUAUAUAUAUAUGUGACCAGUGUUGACAAAAUAAGUAGUUUUUUCAAUAUUGAGUUCAAAUUAUCGUU
Molecule: messenger RNA, 1731 nt
Organism: Nematolebias whitei (Rio pearlfish)
Lineage: Eukaryota; Metazoa; Chordata; Actinopteri; Cyprinodontiformes; Rivulidae
Product: pyridoxal phosphate binding protein
Exons: 8
Coding region: 24-908 (294 amino acids)
Cellular component (GO): intracellular anatomical structure
Molecular function (GO): pyridoxal phosphate binding
Source: RefSeq, a predicted model, not a curated record